Microplitis demolitor is the source of this 3011-nucleotide messenger RNA. It is a transcript of the gene ND-51, whose product is annotated as NADH dehydrogenase [ubiquinone] flavoprotein 1, mitochondrial. The coding region runs from base 53 to 1462 and encodes 469 amino acids. Gene Ontology annotation, biological process: mitochondrial electron transport, NADH to ubiquinone. Gene Ontology annotation, molecular function: FMN binding; 4 iron, 4 sulfur cluster binding; NAD binding. NCBI's taxonomy places the organism in Eukaryota, Metazoa, Arthropoda, Insecta, Hymenoptera, Braconidae. The record is from RefSeq and is a predicted model, not a curated record. The transcript has 7 exons.
GAAACGUAAUUUCACAGUCAACAGAAGUGCAGUAUUCGUUGGUAUUUGUAAAAUGGCGGGUGUUAUCACUCGCUGUACCCAGAUUCCAAGAAAACAAUUAAGUCUUCUUGGUGUUGCUUUAAAUAACCAACAAAUAAAAAAUUUUGCGGAUGCUGCACCAGAGGGGAAGAAAUUUGGAAGUCCGUUAAAUGAUCAGGAUAGGAUAUUCACUAAUUUAUAUGGUAGACAUGACUGGAGAUUAAAAGGAGCAUUAAAAAGAGGAGAUUGGUAUAAAACCAAAGAAAUAAUUUCUAAAGGAGCUGAUUGGAUUAUUAAUGAAAUAAAAGUAUCUGGUUUAAGAGGACGUGGAGGUGCUGGAUUUCCUUCGGGAAUGAAAUGGUCUUUUAUGAACAAACCUUCAGAUGGAAGACCUAAAUAUUUGGUGAUAAAUGGAGAUGAAGGGGAACCAGGAACUUGUAAAGAUCGUGAAAUUUUGCGUCAUGAUCCUCAUAAAUUGGUCGAAGGCUGUUUAAUAGCUGGCCGUGCUAUGGGAGCAUGUGCGGCUUAUAUUUAUAUUAGAGGAGAGUUUUACAAUGAAGCUUCCAACAUGCAAGUGGCUAUUGCUGAAGCCUACCAAGCAGGUCUGAUAGGAAAAAAUGCAUGCGGAUCGGGCUAUGAUUUUGAUAUUUUUGUUCAGCGAGGAGCUGGGGCUUAUAUAUGUGGUGAAGAAACAGCUUUGAUUGAAUCCAUUGAAGGAAAACAAGGUAAACCAAGAUUGAAACCACCCUUUCCAGCAGAUGUUGGGCUUUUUGGAUGCCCUACUACUGUAACAAAUGUAGAAACCGUUGCUGUUGCGCCGACUAUCUGUCGUCGAGGAGGUUCAUGGUUUGCUUCAUUCGGCCGAGCGAGAAAUCAUGGAACAAAAUUAUUUAAUAUCUCAGGUCAUGUCAACAACCCUUGCACGGUAGAGGAAGAAAUGUCAAUACCUUUGAAAGAGCUGAUAGAAAGGCAUGCUGGUGGUGUUAUUGGAGGCUGGGAUAAUUUGCUAGGUGUUAUUCCCGGCGGAUCGUCAACUCCUAUUAUUCCAAAGAAUGUUUGCGAUACCGUACUUUUGGAUUUUGAUGAUCUUGUCAGAGUGCAAAGUUCUUUCGGUACUGCAGCCGUGAUCGUGAUGAAUAAACAGACUGAUGUUAUCAAGGCGAUCGCGCGACUCAUUAGCUUCUAUAAGCAUGAAUCAUGUGGCCAAUGUACUCCUUGUCGCGAGGGAAUCAGUUGGAUGUACAAAAUAAUGAAUCGAUUUGUCCAAGGAAACGCAGAAGAACAUGAAAUUGAUAUGCUUUGGGAGCUUACAAAGCAAAUUGAAUUACAUACAAUUUGUGCUCUAGCUGAUGGUGCUGCGUGGCCGGUACAAGGUCUUAUUAGACAUUUCAGGCCUGUGAUUGAAGAGAGAAUGCAAAAAUUCAAACAAUCUGCAGCAAAUUAAAAAUUUUAAGACUCUUCUAAUCUGAGAUUAUAAUGGAUAACAGCAGGAUAGUUUAAAAAAACAGCUAGUGAAGUGACUUACAAAAUAAUAUUGUAUUGCACGGGAUAAAAUAAUACGAUUACUCAUGGUAGUCACAUUUCUGAAAAACCUGAAAUUGUCAGAGAAUUAUAGAUGUACUGGAAAAAUCAUGGAAAAGUCAGGAAAUUUUAUUAUAAAGCUAGAAAAAUUUUUUACUUUCUUUUUUUUUUGACUGGAACAAUCUGAUGAAUUUUUUUUCUGUCGAUAUGUUCACUGGGAUGGCCUUGUUAGCCUAUUUUAGAAAAUUUUAAAAAAGUUUGUAUACUUUAUGAAUGCGGUAAAUUAAAAAAUCUCAUCGACUCUAUGAGAUUUAUGAAUCAUCAUAAAAUCAUUUUUUUUCAAAUAAUGCUGCAUUAUAUGGGCCCAUUUAAAUUACUUCACAAAAUUUUAUGAUUCACACACCUGCACAACAUGAUAUUGACUCAAAAAUUUUUGUUAGAUAGAAUUUGCUAGAACUCAAUUACUAUAAUUUAUAAUAUUAUAUAAAAAAUUAUAUCAAAGCUUUUAGACUGAAUGGAUAAAUAUGUAAGAUUAUUGUAAACGUGCGUUUUGAUUUUACGAUUUGAAGAUCGAGCGCAAAGUCUAGCUGAUUCUACGGCCAUCUAUUGGAAUGAUUUGUAUAUUGAUUGGCACUUCCUUAGUCACUUGGGCCAUGUCAGAGGCCACCUAGAUCGAAUUCGAACUUAGACGACAGUGGGGUAGUUCCACCCCUCCAAAAAUUAAGAUAUAAAAGGGCCAGCAAACACUUGCUCGAGAGACUUAGGCCCUGGCCAUCACCUAGAGUGGACUGAGGACGCUUAGCGAGGUCCCACUCUAGCACCAGGACUCAUAACAAUUUAUUUGAGUCGGCCUAACCAUAUCUAGUCUAUUAGUUUGAUAUAUCUAGUCAUUGAGUCCAACACUGAAGUUCAAGGAUCGAGUGAACUCAUUCAAGCUCAAGCGAUCGAUUCGGGCUCAAGCGAUCAUCACACAAGUUCGAGUGCUUGACGAGUUAGUCACGCAUAAGCCGUUUUCAUUUUGCAAGACUUUGAAAAUUUUAAUUCGUUUCUAUAAAAUUAUAGUGUAAACUGGUUUAUAAAACCAUUCGGUCACCUUGUGCAAUUUUGUCUGAGUGAUUUCGCGAGAGUGUCCAGCACCAAUAGCCCAGGAACCUGAAAAGAAGCUCCGUUGAGGUCCAAGAUGCAGCGACGGCCGAUACCAUCAGUACGUCGUAUACAAUAAAAUCCAGAUAAGAUUAUAAUAAAGUUUUGCUAUUUAUAUCUCUCUCUUCAACGUAAAUUUAGCGUAAAUGGCAAUUAUUUUAUUUCCCGCGUUAAUUAAAUAACUGCGCGUUAAAUGAAUUUAUUUAUUGUCAAUGGACAUUUACUUAUUUAUUUAUUUAUUUAUAGAAGAAAUUUAAUUUUAUAUAAAGGGGAAUUUGUACAUAUUUGGGAAUUUGGUUAAAUAAAAUCUAUUAUAUAUAAUAAUUGAA